This is a messenger RNA of Acomys russatus (golden spiny mouse), 1390 nucleotides long. RefSeq names its product ubiquitin-conjugating enzyme E2 Q2-like. Gene Ontology annotation, molecular function: protein binding. The transcript has a single exon. The record is from RefSeq and is a predicted model, not a curated record. The coding region runs from base 1 to 1092 and encodes 363 amino acids. NCBI's taxonomy places the organism in Eukaryota, Metazoa, Chordata, Mammalia, Rodentia, Muridae.
AUGUUGUCGGAGCUUAAGGCCGAGCUGGAGUUCCUGGCGUCUAUCUUCACCAAGGACCACCAGCAGCUGCGCAUAGUGAGCUGGCAGCUGGAUGAGCUGAAAUGCCAGUUCCUGGUGCCGCGGGCGGCGUCUGCCGGCAGCCUGCCCUCGCCGCUCACCCUGCACUGCACCAUCACUGAGUCCUACCCGUCUUCUCCUCCGAUGUGGUUCGUGGACUCUGACGAUCCAGAUCUCACAUCGAUCCUGGAACGUCUGGAAGAGUCGAAGCCCAACAGUUCGCUUUGUCGGCAGCUCAAGUGGCUGAUCUGUGAACUCUGCAGCUUAUAUCACCUGCCUGAACACCUGGAUGUGAAGUUGCUGGACCAGCCGGUCCCCAUGGCUCAGAAGGUGGCCAUCGAAGAGAUACUUUCAGAUGAUGAAGAGGAAGAUGCAGCUGAAGGGCUGGAAGACUUGGGUCAUUAUGAGCUGCAAGAAGAAGACGAAGGGCUGGACAAAGAGCACUUGGCAGUACUCGAGAAUAUUAGGAGGCGUCAGAGGCAAGAGCAUUUAAGAGGUACUGUGUCUGGGUCUGUGCAGACUUCAAAUAGACUUAUGAAAGAACUGAGGGAGAUAUACAGAUCACAGAGUUACAUAUCAGGGACUUAUUCCGUGGAACUGAUAAACAAUAAUUUAUAUAACUGGCACGUUAAACUGAAGAAGGUUGACCCCGAUAGUCCCUUGUACAGUGACCUUCAGUUCUUGAAAGAAAAAGAAGGCAUAGACUAUAUUUUGCUUAACUUCUCUUUUAGGGAUAACUUUCCAUUUGAUCCUCCAUUUGUUCGCGUCGAGUCACCUAGUCUACAUGGAGGGCAUGUCUUGAAUGGAGGGUCAUUGUGUAUGGAGCUGCUCACAAAACAGGGCUGGAGCAGCGCCUGCUCCAUAGAAUCAGUCAUUAUCCAUAUCAGUGCCACCUUAGCCAAAGGCAGGGCCAGGGCGCUCUUCAGAGCACAUAAGGACCAAUAUAAUCAAGAAACAGCCGAAAAGUCCUUUAAAGCUGCUGUGCACAUGCAUGAGAAAGCCGGCUGGUUCACUGCUCCAAAGCAAGAUGGGUAAAUAGUUCACUGACCUGUGUUUGGAACACUUAGCUUUAAAGACACAAAGUUUUGUGUAUCUUUGUAACAGUAGUACAGAAGAUAAUUGGUGGUUUAGUGAAUAAUCAGUCAACUAAUGGGUGUUUUAGUGAAUAAUUGGUCAACUGACUUCCAGUAGAAGUUCCAACCUUUUCAUUUUGCUUACUGUGGGGGUCUUGGGCUGAACUGUGAACCCCUUUACUGUGGUUUUCCCUGAUAAGUAAUCAUAGUGUCCAUUCUUUGUCAUCUGUUUUUCUUGAUUAAGUGAAAUAUGAUAAGUA